AUGACCCUAACGUUCAGUGGAGCAACUGGACGACUGAUGAUGAUGGAAAACAAAGUCAGCAAAAUCUCUGCGAAAGUGGACCAGAACUUCCUCUGGUGGAACUCGAGUGCCGGUAAUAACGUCAACUCUACCCAGACAUCCGGUGCCUACAUCUUCAGGCCUAACGGGACUGCUCCUUUCGAGAUCAACGGGAGCAUUGCCAAGACUAAAGUCAUCGAUGGUCCCGUAUUUACGGCAGUGAUACAAGAGUGGGCUCCAUGGCUAUACCAGACUAUCAGCCUUCUGAAAACUCCGGCAUCUCCAACUGCCAUUUUCUCUUACAUCGUGGGCCCCAUCCCUUUCCAGGAUGGGUUGGGUAAAGAGAUCAUCAGCAGGUUCACUACUGACCUCAACACAAAGUCAAAGUUUUACACUGACUCCAACGGUCGUCAGAUGUUGGAGAGAGUUCGAAAUUACCGACCGACGUGGAAGUACAAUAACACAGAGCCAGUCACCGGCAACUACUACCCUGUGGACAGCCGCAUCUUCAUCAAGGAUGAGGAUCGUGGGGUUCAGUUCACGGUCAUGAAUGACAGAGCUCAGGGUGGGUCUUCUCUCAACGAUGGACAACUGGAGCUCAUGGUCCAUCGUAGGACUCUCUACGAUGAUUUCCGAGGCGUGGGAGAGCCACUGAACGAGACAGGUCAGACCGGAGAAGGUCUCAUCAUCACUGGAGUCCACGUCGCCAUUCUCGACAACUUUGUCAAUUCUACCAUCUACCACAGAAUUAUAGGGGAGGAUCUUAUGCUGAGGCCGCAGUACCCCAUAACUCCUUCAAACCUCUCGUAUGCAGACUGGAUCGGCAAGUAUCCAUCCUAUUCGGUUGGGUUGACAGUGGAUCUCCCACUAAACGUCCACCUGCUAACACUGGAGAGACUAGACCACACCCACCAUCUACUGAGACUGGAACAUCAGUACCCUAUCGAUGAAGCCCCUCUCAACACCACCGCCAAUGUCACUCUGGAGGAGUUGUUCCAGGAGAUGAAGGUGGUUGCGGUGGUAGAGCUGGGACUGGGAGGCAACGCCCUUCUAUCUGACAUACACAGACUCCACUGGAACACCGCCUCCUCAAGGACACGUGGAGGAAGAAGGCCAACAGAGAAGCUGUCUCCUCCGUUCACCAUUGAGCUAAAGCCAAUGGAAAUCCGCACCUUCAACAUCACCGUUACCUACUACUGAUGACUUUCACUGUCAGUAUUGUGGUUAUUGGAACUUUGUAGUGACUGAACUUCGUAAAAACCCUGUAUACAUGUAUGCAUGGUAUAGUAAUGAGAUUUUCUGUAGUAUGUUUGUUGUCCAUCUAGUAGAGAAAUGCGAUUUGUUGUCCAUCUAGUAGAGAAA
This is a messenger RNA of Geodia barretti, 1380 nucleotides long. The record is from the annotation of a GenBank genome assembly. Lineage: Eukaryota; Metazoa; Porifera; Demospongiae; Tetractinellida; Geodiidae.